Lachancea nothofagi CBS 11611 is the source of this 2559-nucleotide messenger RNA. NCBI's taxonomy places the organism in Eukaryota, Fungi, Ascomycota, Saccharomycetes, Saccharomycetales, Saccharomycetaceae. The record is from the annotation of a GenBank genome assembly.
AUGGUGGGGAUAGGCGCCUUUAGGCGCAAGAAGAACACAGUUCCCGCUGAGGGCAUCGAAAUCACAUUUGCUAGCCAAGCAGUCAAGGAUCCCGAGAACCAUUUGAAAAAACCAAAUGCAAAAGCCGCUGAAACUGUAACCAACUGUUGCUGCUGUGGAACUUCACUCAAGCACCCGCAAUGUGUGCGGAAGCUUAAAUGCAGCAGGUGUCAUUGCACCAUUGACCUCGCACCCAAAACUAGCCACUACGUAACGAAAACACUGAAUUUUACAAUGCAAGCAUUUGAGAGUGUUGUUACGUUGUGCUAUGCCCGCUAUACUGAAGAUAAAAGCAGAUUGGGCACCCAUAUCACCAAAAAUCAAUUGCAUGAUGCAUUUCAACCUAUAGAAGUUUUUCUCGAAGACUUAUUCAGUAGUGUCGAUCAUUUGAACUCUUUUUGUGAUAGUACUGGCGCGAAAUGCAAAAUAUUUGAUUCGAAAACUGUGUCGCAUUUCUACACAGCAAUUCUUCAGCUUCCAACCAAGAGGCCCCUGUACAAGCUAUUAAUUAAUAGCAACAAUCGUUUGAAAAGGCCGCAGGCAAAUCUUAAUAGCGAUGAAUCAAUUUCAAACUUAAAGCAGCUUCGUUGGAUUUUAAUGAUCUUCGAAAACCCACUACUCCGGGAAAGUUUGGUGUUUAACGACGAUGCAAAGCCAAUGGCACCCCAUAUAAGGGCCAUCCAAUACGAGAUUAUAAAGCGCUGCGUAGGGUAUUUGGCUUUGGUAAAUGCAGCGACGGGUAAGGAGCUCGUAACAUAUCUGCAAAGCUUGAGCUCUGCUCAUUUUGGUUCACAGCUCGAUUUAAUAAACUUAUACGUCACUUUCCACUUCUCAAGAAUAUUACGCAAAAGAGCUAAAGCCGAAGCCUCACUAGGAAGUCCCGACUUAGAUGAGUUUUGCACAGAUGUCAAGCUGAAUCCCAAGAAAGCUAAUAAUGACUUUGAGACAAUUCCGCAAAUGGUCAGUAAAUUUUGGAAUAACAAUCGCCGUCCUGAUAAUGAGCUACCUGCCAAUUUUAAGUUCAAUGUUGCAGAUUAUGGAAAUGACUGGCAUGUGAGGACUGCAGCGAAAUUAGAAUUUUUCUAUUUUGUUGCAAAUCAAUGUAAAAGAAAAUGCUCGAUUUCUCGCUUUUACAAUAUGCUCUCUGAUUAUUUGGACUUUAAGAAAGACUUUGAUCAAUGGAGAACAAAGCAAAAGCGCAGGGCACCUGAGUCUUUAUUAUUUUCUUUGGAAACACUGGAUGAUGUCGUGUUAAUGCCUCAUUUUUUAAGUGGUUUGAAACACCCAGAAACUCAAUUCACAAUGUGUCAGUAUCCUUACGUGCUGUCACUUGGCAUAAAAAUAUCAAUUAUGGAAUAUGAAAUAAGAAAAGCAAUGGAGCACAGUGCAGAGCAGGCAUUUCUGAAAGCUUUGGACAAAAAACAAGUGGUUGACGUAUACUUGCGCGUGAGAAUUCGCCGAGACCAUGUGUCUCAAGACUCACUACGGUGCAUCGAGUCGCAUCAUUCAGACUUGAGGAAAUCGCUGAGGGUUGAGUUCAUUAACGAACCUGGUAUUGAUGCAGGGGGUUUACGGAAAGAAUGGUUUUCACUUCUGACUAGAGAACUCUUCAACCCGGAUAAUGGGCUUUUUGUUGUGGUUGAAGAAAGCAGAUUUUCUUGGUUUAAUAUAGCAUAUGAAGAUGUGGACAAUGGAAUUGGACAUGCUACCAAACUUUACUAUCUAUUUGGUGUUGUAUUGGGUCUAGCAAUCUACAACGGAACAAUAUUAGACGUUUCUUUCCCCAUGGCCCUUUACAAGAAGCUCUGUGGCGAGCCUUUGAGUACAAGGGACUUUUUAGAGCUAUAUCCUGUGACUGGAAAGAACUUGAGGAAAAUGAUGGAUUAUGAAGGCAUGGAUUUUGAAGAAGUUUUUAGCCUCAACUUCGAAAUUAGCUAUUCAAAUGCUUGGGGCACUAAAAUACAUAAGAGGGAACUACGCGAGGGUGGGUCCUCCAUACCGGUUACGCGAGAAAAUAGGAAUGAAUAUGCAAGAUUAUGGAUGGACUUUCACAUGAAUCAAGCAAUCGCGAUUAGUUUUGAUGUUUUUUUGAAUGGUUUCAAAAAAGUGGUCAAGAGUGACGCUUUUCAACUGUUCAAUUCUGAAGAAGUUGAGCAAUUGCUAUGUGGUAGUCAUGAAACAGACCUCGACGUCGAUACCUUGAGAAGUAUCACUAAGUAUGGUGGUGGAAUUCUACGAAGCUCCUCAGUUGUUGAGUGGUUUUGGGAAAUUUUUGUCGAAUUCAAUGGCGAUCAAAAGCGCAAGCUCUUAGAGUUUGUGACAGGAUCUGACAGAAUCCCUGCCACUGGAAUAUCUACAAUUCCAUUCAAAAUUAGCCGGUUAGGGAGCGAUUCCGAUCGACUACCACUAGCGCACACAUGUUUCAACGAACUAUGUGUGUACGAAUACAGCAGCCGUUCUAAGCUUCACCAAAAACUGCUUAUAGCAAUAAACGAGUCAGAAGGUUACGGGUUUCGAUAG